UUAAUGAAAUGGGCUGUGAGAGGGGCUCUGACACUGUCUCCCCCACGGGACUCUGUGUGUGUGUCUGUGCAUGAGACCGGCACGCCAUGCUCGGCACCCUGUGCUGCUCUCUGCUCCUGCAACUCGCUCUGCUCCUGGGGGCCCAUGGGGGACUGAAGACGGAGCCACAGCUCGACGUCCAGGAACAAGGCCUCUUUCGGGGAUCCGACCAGUACGACUUCGCCGUCGCUCUGUCCGCCUCGGAGCUGCGCUGCUUCUGGCACUUUGCGCACCAGGAUGGCCGCUUCUACCUGACUUACAUGAUCCAGAGGAUGAGCGGUUUUGCCAGCGAUAGACGGGUCUUGGUCACUGUCCUCACACCUAAGGGGUUCCUGGUGACCUCAUCAAAUGACGCUGUACAGCAAAUAAACUUCCAAACCCAGGAGACAGGUUUUUAUCAGAUGUGCUUCACGAAUAUCUACAACAGCUUUGGCAGCAUUCAAGUCUUCCUGAAUUUUGGGGUGUACUACAAGGGAGUGGGACGGGUGCAGCAAAAGAACAGUGGAAAGGACUACACUGACACACUGCACAGCAUCGCGGACACCUCCAUCAGACUGCACGGCUUGGUGUUCCACAUGUGGCGCCACUACAACUUUGCCCGCAUGAAGAGAGGCACGGACUAUUACGUGCUCCUGGCCAACUGGCGCUACGUGACCUGGUGGUCCGCCGCUCAGAGCGUGCUCAUCAUUUUGGCCGGAUACCUGCAGCUCUUCUUCCUCAAGAGGCUCAUCCACAACAGGAUGAGCAAAGUGACCAAUAAGCCCCGAUGCUAAUAUAUAUUAUAUACUGUAACGACUUGCAUUACUGUUGUAGGAGGGAAGCAUGUGUAAUGUUAAUAGUUGCAUUGUGGGAAAAUGUGAAGUGUGGGUGUGCAACCGCCGGGGGCGCUUCUGGGGAAAAUUAUGGGGUGUCUGUGUUUAGGAUUGCAUUGGAAGAGAGUCGAGGAGCGUUAAACAGGAUGGAAACGAUGGCUAGGGACCGAGAGUAUCAUUUCCCUGGUGCUGGUGUUCAAAUAAAUUGUU
Scleropages formosus (Asian bonytongue) is the source of this 1061-nucleotide messenger RNA. RefSeq names its product transmembrane emp24 domain-containing protein 6-like. Lineage: Eukaryota; Metazoa; Chordata; Actinopteri; Osteoglossiformes; Osteoglossidae. The transcript is spliced from 4 exons. The record is from RefSeq and is a predicted model, not a curated record. The coding region runs from base 87 to 812 and encodes 241 amino acids.